Messenger RNA from Sinocyclocheilus anshuiensis, 929 nucleotides. Its product is annotated as heat shock 70 kDa protein-like. NCBI's taxonomy places the organism in Eukaryota, Metazoa, Chordata, Actinopteri, Cypriniformes, Cyprinidae. The record is from RefSeq and is a predicted model, not a curated record. Bases 70 to 651 code for a protein of 193 amino acids. Gene Ontology annotation, molecular function: ATP binding; ATP-dependent protein folding chaperone. The transcript has a single exon.
CAGACCUUCAGCACCUACUCAGACCACCAGCCUGGUGUCCUGAUCAAGGUGUAUGAGGGAGAGAGGGCCAUGACAAAAGACAACAACCUGCUGGGUAAAUUUGAGCUGACAGGAAUCCCACCUGCACCACGUGGAGUCCCGCAGAUUGAAGUGACCUUUGACAUCGAUGCCAAUGGAAUCCUAAAUGUGUCUGCGGUGGACAAAAGCACUGGAAAAGAGAACAAGAUCACCAUCACCAAUGACAAGGGCAGACUGAGUAAAGAGGAGAUUGAGAGGAUGGUGCAGGAAGCAGACAAAUACCAAGCUGAAGAUGAUCUGCAAAGAGAGAAGAUUGCUGCCAAAAACUCUCUGGAGUCUUACGCCUUCAACAUGAAGAACAGUGUGGAAGAUGAGAACCUGAAAGGAAAGAUCAGUGAGGACGACAAGAAGAAAGUUAUUGAGAAAUGUAACGAGGCUGUCAGCUGGCUAGAAAACAACCAGCUGGCUGAUAAGGAGGAGUAUGAACAUCAGCUGAAGGAGCUGGAGAAAGUCUGCAAUCCAAUCAUCACUAAACUGUAUCAGGGAGGGAUGCCAGCUGGAGGCUGUGGAACUCAGGCACGUGGAGCAUCAGGGGCCGGUGCUCAGGGGCCCACUAUUGAAGAGGUGGAUUAAAAUACCUCAGGAAUGGAAUGGUCCAGGGACUGAUAAAACUCUUUUCUCUUUGACUCUAUCUUCUUUUUUUCUCUUUUUUCUUCUCUAAUUGCACAUUAUAUUAGUUCACUCCAUUUUGCUACUGUUAAACUUGACAUUACUUAGUCAAUAUGUUUUGACUUAAAAAUAAGCUUGGAAUUUUAUAAGAUGUGAUUUUUAAUGAAUUAUACAUGUUUUUUACUGUUACAUGUUGACGAAUGUUGUGGUGAAACUGUAAAUAAAAUUGUUAAUAUUUUAAA